This is a messenger RNA of Schizophyllum commune H4-8, 597 nucleotides long. RefSeq lists its product as uncharacterized. Gene Ontology annotation, molecular function: protein binding. The record is from RefSeq and is a predicted model, not a curated record. The transcript is spliced from 4 exons. Gene Ontology annotation, biological process: proteasome regulatory particle assembly. Gene Ontology annotation, cellular component: nucleus; cytoplasm. Lineage: Eukaryota; Fungi; Basidiomycota; Agaricomycetes; Agaricales; Schizophyllaceae. The coding region runs from base 1 to 597 and encodes 198 amino acids.
AUGGGCUUCACCUUUCCCUCAAGCCAAUCCGAUAGAACGCGCGCGGUCAAGGAGCUGAUGAGUCAGAAGGAGGCCACAGAGACUCUGAUCGAAGAACAAGCGUCGAUCCUGAAGUCCAAUAACGCGACUAUGCGCAGCCCCCUCGUUGACGCAGAUGGCUUCCCGCGCGACGACAUGGACAUAUAUGCUGUCCGCGGCGCGCGCGUUCGCAUAAUUGAGCUGCGCAAUGACCUGGAUGACCUGAUGAACAAGAUCGGCAAGGCCCUUGAGGGCGUAUACGAUCCUGCCCUCAUCGCGCCGAAGCCGUCAGAAGAUGAUUUACGAACGUUUGCGAAGGUCAACGCUGUCGCUCCAGGGAGUCCUGCAGCGGACGCAGGUCUACAGAAGGAUGACUUGAUCGUCAAGUUCGGGCACCUUACGCACAAGUCUCUCACAGGAGGGUCACUGCAGCCAAUCGCCGAGUUGGUUAACGCGAAUGAGAAUCGCCAUGUCGUUAUCAAGCUUCUCCGGUCUGGCGAAACAAUCUUCGCGAACCUAUAUCCUCGUCAGGGCUGGGGCGGGAGGGGCAUGCUGGGAUGCCAUAUCGUGCCAGCAUAG